Molecule: messenger RNA, 2800 nt
Organism: Alosa alosa (allis shad)
Lineage: Eukaryota; Metazoa; Chordata; Actinopteri; Clupeiformes; Clupeidae
Gene: trub1
Product: TruB pseudouridine (psi) synthase family member 1
Exons: 8
Coding region: 12-935 (307 amino acids)
Biological process (GO): tRNA modification; mRNA pseudouridine synthesis
Cellular component (GO): mitochondrion
Molecular function (GO): pseudouridine synthase activity; RNA binding
Source: RefSeq, a predicted model, not a curated record
UUCAAAUCGGCAUGAGAAGCAUGGCUACGACUGGUGCAAAUAUCGUUCAAAAUGUGUCCUCCUUGUCAAAAUUGCAGUCUUUGAAUGGAAUAUUUGCCAUUUAUAAAAAAUGCGGACCAACAUCUGCCGAUGUGUUAAACUCUUUGAAAGAGAAACUCUUGAAAGAGGCUGGGGUGUCAAAUCCCAAUCCCCGUAAGAGGAAAAAACAAGCCGUGAAAAUCGGUCAUGGUGGCACUCUGGAUAGCGCGGCCUCUGGUGUUCUCGUUGUUGGGAUAGGAGAAGGCACAAAGAUGCUAACCACCAUGCUUGCAGGUUCAAAGAAAUACAGAGUGGUGGGAGAGUUGGGAAAAGCUACAGACACACUUGAUGCCACUGGCGCUGUAGUGCACGAGAAGAGCUAUGAGCAUGUGACCCGUGAGGCCCUGGAGGAGCAUCUGCAGAAGUUCACCGGAGACAUCAUGCAGGUCCCUCCUCUCUACUCGGCUCUGAAGAAGGAUGGCAAGCGUCUGUCUGUGCUACUAAAACAGGGUCAGGAGGUGGAGGCCAAGCCUGCCCGGCCUGUCACCGUCUACAACCUCACAGUCACAGACUUCAGCCAGCCACUCUUCACCCUGGACAUAGAAUGUGGUGGCGGUUUCUACGUCAGAAGCUUGGUGGAUGACCUUGGAAAAGCCCUGUCGUCCUGUGCCCACGUGAGUGAGCUGGUGCGGACCAAGCAGGGCCAGUUCACCCUGGACGAGCACGCACUGAAGGAGGAGCAGUGGACCCUGCAGCACAUCAGCGCCGCCCUGCAGGCCUGUCCCCCAACUGCAAAGCCCCAGCCUGGGCAAAACAGAAAUGCAAAGCACAGCAACAACAACAACAAACCUCUGCCCCAGCCCAGCACCCCAGAGCAGGCAAAAGAUGGAGCUGAUGGAGCCAAUAGCAGGGACUGAUCAGCAGGGGGAGCUCCAGAGUCUGUGUCUGUCACGCACUCUGUCAGCAGGCCUGAGGCAUUCUGAGGUGGUGGUGGCGGAGGGUGGUUGUUUUGCCGGCUGCACUGACUUGCUCUGACUGUGGUGGUCUCCACCCUAAGUGUGACCUUUUGAGUUCAUUUAGGUCGUCUGCAGUAUUCCCAACUGUACGAGGCAGCUACAAGGAGCCCUCAAAGUUAUUUGGGUCCAAAAAUCAGAUAUGUUUGAGGCUAAAGUUUUUGUUGAAUGUUAAGCGAGUGAUAGAACUCUUAAGUUAAAAAAAUACUUUUUUCGGCAGCCAGUAACGGCUAAUUCAGCAGCACGUCGACACUGAUGCAAUCUUUUUUUUUCUCUCUAAGUAAUUGUAUAAUAUUAUUAUGCUUGUGUCAGAUUGAUCAGCUUCCUCAUGCUACCUCUUCCUCCUCUCCCAUCAGAUGAAUGUGGCUAAAACCCGCCACAGUUUAGUGUGUCCGUAGAGAGGGACAGUAGCAGUGGCCGUGCUGUGAUGUGGGAAGGGAUGAUAUUGGCCAGGGCCUGCUCUCAUCAGACCUGCGCUAAGCCACCACAGGGUUUGGACACGCGGAUGGUCGUAGUAUUAGCGCCGAUAAUCUGCCUCUCUCUCUCGGCCGCGAGUCAGAGCUCCCUAAAGCAGCAAUCACUUUUUUUCCCCUCCCUCCCUCCCUCCCUUUCCCAUGUAAGCGGCAAGCUCUAGGCACACAUGCAAGACUUAGAUGAUUAUUUUCAUGCCCAAGCUCCCAGCUGGCGUCAUGAUGUCACGAUUAUGUAAGAAGAGUAGAAACGAUGUUGAUGUUUCUUUUCAGGUUGUUUUUAUUUCUCUGUGUGUGUGUGUGUGUGUGUGUGUGUGAGAAGGAUUGAGAGAUGUCCAAAAUGUCAAGACAUUUUUUUUGAAGUGUUACGGUCUAAAAAAAAAAAAAAAAAAAGCAAGAACAAGAAAUCAAAUGUACGUGAUGGGAAUUUCAAGGAAUGUUGUUGAAUAUGCGAUCUGGUGCGUCCAUGGGAAUGAAAACAAACCAAUGCUGACCUCUGCAUGAUUAAUUCCCUCUGUGGUCGCCACAAAAUAUAAAUAAACAUUUGCUUUCACUUCUAAUUACAAAGCCUCUCGUUAAUGUGGUCCCCUAGACACGAAUGAGGAAUUGACUGACAGGUCUGGCUUGCCUUAAGUGAGUUGGGGUUGAUGUAGGUGAGUAAGUGAGUGAUGGUGUAGGUGGUGGUACUGGUUCCUGCGGCUGUUGGAGCAGACGGAUGCUGGGGCCGGCUGCUGCCCCUCUCUCUCUCUCUCUCUCUCUCUCUCUCUCUCUCUGGCGGGCUAAUCCCCGUCACCCGGGCGCUAAUGGGAUCACCGUCAAAUCUCCCCGGCCCUCAGAUUACUCCGGCUGACUCAUGCUUUUAACGGGCAUUAGUCAUAAUAAACACUGGGGGGAAAACACAGAGGAGGGUCUUGCACCCCCUAACCCCCCCACCCACCCACCAGCAGCAGGAGCACCAGGGAGGCCAAAUGGCACAACGCUUAACAGCUCCUCAACUUCCCAGAUAUUUCACCAAGAUUUUCCCCACAUGUGAAAGCCUUCCAUCUAUUUGUUACACAAGCCGUAGUGGUGGUGAAGUUCCUUACGGACUGGUUUGAAACAAGUCUGCUGACAUUGUCUGAAUCCCGAUCUCAUCCCUCAGCCCUAAGUCCUGAACCAACGAAGACUUAACUGACAUCCGUCGUAAGUGAUGAAGUUUGCGAGAGUGUAAGGGUUCAAAAUGCUAAUAAUAGGGAUGGAACAGCACCUGUGACCUAUCAUUAAAUUAAACAAAAUAAAACACGUUUCUGUUUUAUGGCA